GGGGGCAAGGGGGGUACGCCCCAUACGCCCCCUCUUAGAUCCGACUAUGGUUACCAGCGAACUGUUUGUGCGAUAACAGCCAUAACAUCGAUCUACAUGAAGUUGUGAAGAUAAAAAGGUAUCGUCAUCAAACUAUUUUUUCGUCGAUCGAUCGUGCUACAAUGUCUGGUCAAUUAAUAUGAAACCCAAAACAGUCUCACAAACGAUCUUCUCGUAAACUCGCGGCGCCUGACAAACACGACGACAUGGUUAUUCGCUUUGGAGAACAGAAUUUGAAGUAGUUUUUAAUUAUUGGUGUUCUGGAGCAUAUAGUGAUCAUUCAAGGCAUGGAGGCAGAUAAGCUACCGGUUUCGGAGGGUUUCAUUAGACCAUUUCUUCUCUCCGCAUGUAUAUAUCCGCUUCACAUUGUUGGAGGAGCAAUAAUGGGCCAAUCCGCCGGGAUGCUGCCGCAACUGUUGAAUAAGGACAGCUCGAUACCUAUUGAUAUGGAACAGGCAACUUGGAUAGCCAGUUCAACGGCGAUUGGUACGUGCAUCUCAUCAGCCAUAAGUGGACCCCUAUCGGAUAUGUUCGGUCGCAUGAGAGUGGUACAGAUGUCUUACUUCUUGAUGGCUCUCGGCCACGCUCUAAUGAUGGCAGCCAGCAGUUUCACAGGUCUUGUCGUCGGCCGGCUUACCGUCGGACUAGGAUUGGGUUGCGAUUUCGCAUCUUUCAUCUAUGUCUCCGAAACGGUGCCGGCUGCUCUGCGCGGGGUUCUGAUGGCACUCUACACGGUGAUGUGCUCCCUGGGUUUCAUAUACAUCUACGUAGUAGGAGGCUACUACCAUUGGACCAUCGCGACUGGUAUCAACGCCAUAACGGCCACCUCUGGUCUGGCCCUUUCUUUCUUCCUCUACGAGACCCCGGUUUGGCUCGUGCGUCAAGGUCGACUGAAGGCCGCCCGCAAGAGCCUUCGUCAAAGUGGGAUCGCCGCGAGCAACCUGGAGGCCAAGCUGAAGGAACUUCAGGAUGCGGCCGAGAACAAGUCCACCGAGACCUUCAGCCUCGGUGAUCUGCUGGGUCCGACCGUUUGGAAGCCCUUCUCCAUGGUUUGCAUCAUGGCCGUCCUCCAAAAUAUGGCUGGAUUUUAUAUUGUGAUAUCCUACUCCAUUCAGUUUAUGGCCGAGUUCCAUUCCGGCUACAGUCCAGUUCAGGUGACUGUGGGGAUAGCAGUGGUGAGACUAAUCGCCAUGACAUUGACUUCCUUCUGGAUGCGGCAUGCACGGCGGAGGGUCAUCGGAUCUGUUUCGGGGUUCGGCUCGUCUGCUUGCCUCCUGGCAGUCUUUGCCUUCUUGCACUUCGGACAUCUGGCACCAGUUCUCGUAGAGAACCAGUGGAUUUUGAUAGCUUUGUUCUUUGCUUAUAUUUUCACGAUGACCCUUGGAAUCUAUGCUCUGCCUUGGACGAUGCCUUUCGAGAUAUUUCCAAUGAAGGUGCGCGGUUUGAUGUCCGGCAUGACCUACGUUUCGCAGUUCAUAGCGAUGUUCGUGUCGGUGAAGCUGUACAAUGUUCUAAUGGAUAAUCUGCAUCUCCAGGGGAUGAUACUCAUGUUUGCGGUGGGGUCGGCGCUAUUCGGCUCGUUUUGCGUGACGUGGCUCGUUGAGACUCACCGGAGAACGCUCGACGAGAUAGAGGCAGAGUUCGCUGGAAAAUCAAAAGUUUACACGUGAAACUACUACAUCACCCGAGCGGGUAUGAUUUAAUACAGGCUCCAGUUCCUACGCGAAGGAAAAACGCCGUAAGAGCUUUCAAAUGUUGCCAAAUUUCCUACAAGAAUAUAUUUAUGUUUCAAGAAA
This is a messenger RNA of Bemisia tabaci, 1835 nucleotides long. Its product is annotated as glucose transporter GlcP. Gene Ontology annotation, biological process: transmembrane transport. Lineage: Eukaryota; Metazoa; Arthropoda; Insecta; Hemiptera; Aleyrodidae. Gene Ontology annotation, cellular component: membrane. Gene Ontology annotation, molecular function: transmembrane transporter activity. The record is from RefSeq and is a predicted model, not a curated record.